Macrosiphum euphorbiae (potato aphid) is the source of this 1965-nucleotide messenger RNA. NCBI's taxonomy places the organism in Eukaryota, Metazoa, Arthropoda, Insecta, Hemiptera, Aphididae. The record is from the annotation of a GenBank genome assembly.
AUGGGUCGGCAUAAAAAGAAUCCAGUCUACUCAUAUUUUAGUAAAAAUAUCGACAAAGAUCGUGCUCAAUGUCUCGUAGAAGGAUGCGGUGAAUCAUUAGUUGGGUUUCAUGCCGGCAAUAUGGAACGUCAUAUGAAAAGUCAGCAUCCUACCGAACAUACAGAAAUUAUCAAAUUAAAAAGUCAAGGACAAUAUGAACCAGCUGUAAAAAAAAUAAGAAUGACCUCCAAUAUUGGCAAUUCAAGUAAUUUAAUACAAAAAAAUUUGAAUGAUAUGUUUGUUAAAAAACAAAUAUCAAUUAAAAUUACGAAACAAAUUAUAAUUGAUGCGUGUGUAGAAUUAGUUACUGUUAAUGGCCGGCCUUUUACAUUGAUAGAGGAUAGUGGUUUCAGAAAAUUAUUAGACCCUGUUCUAGAAGGAUUCAAUGAUAAAUUUGCAAUUAACUCUCAAAACAUUCGGAAUCAAAUUUCACCUGCGGCACAAAAAAUACGUCAAGAGAUAACAAAAAUUGUAGAGAAUCGACUUAUAUGUCUUAAAAUGGACUGUGUAACUAGACACGAUCGCUCUAUCCUAGGAGUUAAUAUCCAAAUAAUACACAAUGAUGAAUUGGUUUUAAAGACUUUAGCUAUGAUAGAACUCAAAAUUAGGCACACUGGAGAAAAUCUUAAAAAUGAAGUUUUUUCUCUUCUUAAUAGAUAUAAUAUUGAUAAGGAACAAAUAUAUACAGUUACAACUGACAAUGGAGCCAAUAUGGUAAAAAUGGUGGAUCUUAUGAGCAAAGAAGAAGAUAUAGAUGAAGAUAAUGGAAAUGAAAUUGAAGAAAAUGAAAGUGAAGAAAAUGAAAAUGAAGCAAAUCCAGUUGAUUUUUCAAAUGAAAUUUUAAACAUUGUAAAUGAAUUAGAUGUACAUACAGGUAACAAGCCAAAUCUAACCUCUUCUAUACGUUGUUCUGCACAUACAUUGCAACUGUGCGUGCUGUCUUCAUUAAAAACCCCAACUAUUCAAAAGCAAAUAAGUAGAGCCAGAAAUUCCAUAAAAAAGCUACGUACACCGAAUGUUCUCAAAUGUAUAAAAGCAUUAAAGUUAAGAAAACCAGUAAUUGAUAUACCUACAAGAUGGAAUUCAACAUAUGAUAUGUUAAAGAGUUUAACAAAUUUAAAAGAUUUUUACUAUGACCAUAGUGAUAUAAUUGAGAUAAAUAUUAGUGAUUAUGAUUGGAAUUGUUUUACAACAAUUUUAACUUCACUUGAACCUGCAAAAGUUGCUACUAUAAAGCUACAAAAUAAUGCAGUUACAUUGGGAGACUUCUAUGGCAUUUGGAUGCAGUGUUAUGCUGAGACAAAAAAAAUUAAUUCUACAAUAACAAAUGCCUUAUGUGUGGCCAUGGAAACUCGUGAAUUAGUACUACUGCAAAAUGAAGUAUUUUUAUCAGCUAUAUAUCUUGAUGCACGAUAUCAAUGUCUACUAAGUGCUGACUGUAAAAUCAAAGCCAUUAAACAUUUAUGUAAAGUAUGGGAAGCUCAAGAAUAUUUAGUAACUAGAAACGGUACCCAAGAUCAACUAUUACAAAAUAAUUCUCCGACAAAUAACGAAGAAAAUAGUGAUAUAGAAAUUGAUGAUGACCUUGAAGAAUUAAUAAAAACCAAAUCUCAAACUCCAGGUGAAGAACCUAGUACCUCACGUCAACCGUGUGAAACUGGAGAUGUGCAAAAAUUUAUCUUAUUAGAGUCAUUUGGUUUAACUCCACGAUUACAUCAUAAGACCAACAUUUUGCAAUGGUGGAUCUCCCAAAAAGAAUCUAAACCUGAACUUUACAAAUUAGCGGUAACAGUUUUAGCAGUCCCAUCUACACAAGUCAGUGUUGAGAGAUCAUUUUCAGGCGUAAAAUUCAUUUUAAGUGAUCUAAGAACUAGCCUUGAUGAAAAUAUUUUAGAAGACAUUAUGGUUAUCCGGGGUAACAAUUAG